AUGUCGGAGAAAAUCGCUGUGGAUCCCGAUUAUUAUAGGGGACAGGAUGAAAUUAUCCCGAGUGAUUUCGAGUCGGAGACCACGUCGCUCUCCUCGACAAUUUAUAGAGGAAUCAUGGAAAAUGGUCGCCGGUACCAGAACCUGAAAGAAGGCGAAUACUGGGGUCCUGCCGACGAGCAGCAGUUUGAAAGCUACGAAGCAGGUCAUUUAACUUAUCUUGUGGUCGACUCGGAAACGCCAAACCCGCUUUUUCAGGCCCCGGUCACCAACCCCAAGCAUAUUUUGGACGUUGGAACUGGCCGAGGCUCUUGGGCUAUCGAUGUCGCCGACAUGUUCCCGAAUGCGACUGUCCGAGGAGUGGACCUAUACCCGCCGCCAGAGACAUGGCUCCCUCCUAACUGCAUCAUGGAGGUAGAUGACGUACUCCAAGAGUGGACCUGGCGAGACCAGUUCGAUCUUGUCCAUCUCCGCCAAAUGAUGGGUUCAUUCACCAUUGAGGAAUGGCACAAGUUUUAUAAGCAAUGCUAUGACAAUAUCAAGCCUGGUGGCUGGAUUGAGCAAAUGGAAGGUAACCCACGCGUCCGCUGUGACGACGGCAGCAUACCUGAUAACAACAGUUGCCUCUUGUUCGGCCUGGAGUGUUGUAGAGCAGCCGAUAACUGGGGCCGCCCUGUCACAUUGGCUGAUAACAUGAAGCAGGAAUUGGAAAAGGCGGGUUUUGUUGACGUCCACGUGAAGGAGUACAAGUGGCCGAUCGGCGCCUGGCCUAAAGACCCUAUUCUCAAGGAAGCUGGUAGACUGCACUAUCACCAAUGGACCUCUGGUAUGGAGGGAUGGGCAAUUUUCUUUCUGACGAAAUAUGGCGUUCCUGAGCCAUGGUCGAUCGAAGAAGUUCAGGUGUUGAUGGCAAAGGUUCGCAAGGAGAUUCAUAAUCCUCGCCACCACCUCUACCAGGUUGCGAGACGAGUUUGGGGCCGAAGACCGACGGUGGAAGAAGAGCAAGCUCGAGAGAAGACCAAGGCGACCGAGGCAAAGGAUAAAGAAAUCAAGAAAGAGCCAAAGGAUAACUAA
Penicillium manginii is the source of this 1071-nucleotide messenger RNA. RefSeq names its product class I SAM-dependent methyltransferase. The record is from RefSeq and is a predicted model, not a curated record. Gene Ontology annotation, molecular function: methyltransferase activity. The transcript has 10 exons. Bases 1 to 1071 code for a protein of 356 amino acids. Lineage: Eukaryota; Fungi; Ascomycota; Eurotiomycetes; Eurotiales; Aspergillaceae.